This is a messenger RNA of Manis pentadactyla (Chinese pangolin), 3506 nucleotides long. RefSeq names its product UV radiation resistance associated (gene UVRAG). Gene Ontology annotation, cellular component: endosome; phosphatidylinositol 3-kinase complex, class III, type II; lytic vacuole. Gene Ontology annotation, biological process: SNARE complex assembly. Lineage: Eukaryota; Metazoa; Chordata; Mammalia; Pholidota; Manidae. The record is from RefSeq and is a predicted model, not a curated record. Gene Ontology annotation, molecular function: SNARE binding. The transcript has 16 exons. Bases 158 to 2299 code for a protein of 713 amino acids.
UCCUUAGCCAGCGGCGGCGGCCGGAGGUGGGAUAGAGCAGUCCUGACUCUCGGGUGGCGGGUUGCUGGGCUGCAGGGGCUCGGCGGCUGGUGGCUGGGCGGUGGUGGCGGAUGCCGGAGGAGCGCCAGCCCCGCCGCUUGGCGGCCCCUGGGUCGGGAUGAGCGCCUCAGCGUCGGUCGGGGGCCCGGUGCCCCCACCGCCCCCGGGCCCGGCCGCCGCGCUGCCUCCCGGUUCUGCCUCCCGGGCCCUGCAUGUGGAGCUGCCUUUUCAGCAGCGGCGUCUUAGACAUCUUCGGAACAUUGCUGCCCGGAACAUUGUUAGUAAAAAUGGCCAUCAACUCCUUGAUACCUACUUCACACUUCACUUGUGUAAUGCUGAAAAGAUAUAUAAAGAAUUUUACAGAAGUGAAGUGAUUAAGAAUUCCUUGAAUCCAACAUGGCGGAGUCUUGAUUUUGGAAUAAUGCCAGAUCGUCUUGAUACAUCUGUGUCUUGUUUUGUGGUAAAGAUAUGGGGUGGAAAGGAGGACAUCUACCAGCUGUUGAUUGAAUGGAAAGUGUGUUUGGAUGGGCUGAAAUACUUGGGUCAGCAGAUUCAUGCCCGCAACCAAAAUGAAAUAAUUUUUGGGCUGAAUGAUGGCUACUAUGGUGCUCCAUUUGAACAUAAGGGUUAUUCAAAUGCUCAGAAGAAUAUUCUCCUUCAGGUAGAUCAAAACUGUGUUCGUAAUUCUUAUGAUGUCUUCUCUUUGCUAAGGCUUCAUAGAGCCCAGUGUGCAAUUAAACAGACUCAGGUAACUGUUCAGAAAAUUGGAAAGGAAAUUGAAGAAAAACGAAGACUCACAUCUACAAGCAAUGAGCUGAGAAAACAAAGUGAGUGCCUGCAAUUAAAAAUUUUGGUGCUUCGAAAUGAACUGGAAAGACAGAAGAAAGCUUUGGGAUGGGAGGUGGCAUUACUACAUAAGCAUCAAAUUGCAUUACAGGACAAAGGAAGUGCAUUUUCAACUGAGCACCUCAAGCUUCAACUCCAGAAGGAAUCCCUAAAUGAAUGGAAGAAGGAAUGUACUGCAAAAAGAGAACUCUUUCUGAAGACUAAUGCUCAGGUGACAAUUCGUUGCAGGCAAUUACUGUCUGAGCUUUCCUACAUUUACCCUAUUGAUUUGAAUGAACAUAAGGAUUACUUUGUAUGUGGUGUCAAGUUGCCCAAUUCCGAGGACUUCCAAGAAAAGUGUGAAGAACCAAAGUUGAUACAUGUGUGUCAGAUGCGAGCAAAAGAUGAUGGAAGCAUUGCUGUUGCCCUUGGUUACACUGCACAUUUGGUCUCCAUGAUUUCCCUUUUCCUGCAAGUACCCCUCAGAUAUCCUGUAAUUCAUAAGGGAUCUAGAUCAGCAAUCAAAGACAAUAUCAAUGACAAGCUGACUGAAAAGGAGAGAGAGUUUCCAUUAUACCCCAAAGGAGGGGAGAAGUUGCAGUUUGAUUACGGUGUCUAUCUUCUGAACAAAAAUAUAGCACAGCUAAGAUACCAACAUGGACUAGGGACUCCAGACUUGAGGCAAACCCUUCCUAACCUGAAAAACUUCAUGGAGCAUGGACUGAUGGUCAGAUGUGACAGACAUCACACCUCUAGUGCAAUCCCUGUUCCAAAGAGACAAAGCUCCGUAUUUGGGGGUGCAGAUGCAGGCUUCUCAGGGGGGAUCCCUUCACCAGACAAAGGACACCGAAAACGGGCCAGCUCAGAGAAUGAGAGACUCCAGUACAAAACCCCUCCUCCGAGUUACAACUCAGCAUUAGCCCAGCCUGUGACCACCAUCCCCUCCAUGGGAGAAUCUGAGAGAAAAACAUCUCUGUCCUCCUCCUUGGAUACCUCCUUGGACUUCUCCAAAGAAAACAAGAAGAAAGGAGUAGAUCUGGGUGACAGCGUAACUGGAGGCCGUGUGAGUGUGAACACUAGCCAAGAGCAAGGAGAAGCGCUCUCUGGGCACGCGGCUGCGGUCAAUGGCACGCUCCCGCCCCGCGAGCAGGCCGGCCCCUCCGGUGCCCCGCUUCCAGGUGAGUUCCGUCCCGUCUCAGAAGCGGAGCUCUGCUGUGCUGUGGAGCAAGCAGAGGAGAUCAUCGGGCUGGAAGCCACCGGUUUCACCUCAGGUGAUCGGCUAGAAGCGUUUAACUGCAUCCCAGUGGACAGUGCCGUGGCAGUGGAGUGUGAUGACCAAGUUCUGGGAGAAUUUGAAGAGUUCUCCCGAAGGAUCUAUGCACUGAAUGAAAACGUGUCUAGCUUCCGCCGGCCACGCAGGAGUUCUGAUAAGUGAAGUGAGCCGACAGGCCGUAGGGCCAGAACAGAGUUGCUGCCUGCAAUGAAGAUAAAGCUGCACUGGUUACCCUUUGUAAUAAUUGUGACACAAAAUGAAUAUUAAUGGAGGAUAUUCCUCGGAAAAACAGACUUUGUGAAUUGCGGAGGGACUCAGGAUCAUUGUGUAUCAGUGGGCCAGACAGAGUUAGAGUUUGCUUACAAGGUUGCUUUUCAGGCCUGAUGAUUAUUUUAAGGCAAAAGUCACUCUCUAGCUCGAGUCACCUUAUAGGUAUUUGUCUGCUUUUUUUAUUUACACUUUUAUGUUAUCCUCAGAGGGAAGAUGAUAAUAUAUAAGUAAUAUAAUGAACUCACCUUUCGUUUCUCAUAAGCAUUUGCCCUCACCACAGUUUAUAUAUAACUUUGGGGAAACUGAAUAUUCAGAGAAGGGUUUCCUCCAUUUACUGAAUGAUUUUGGCCAUCCGUUAGCUUGAUGAAUCAGAAGCACAGUGGUCUUUUUAUAGCCAGGCCCCCAGGCUCCUGGUCAGCCUGUCUGCUGCCCCAUCCUCAAGUGGAUGGGUUGUGCAUCCUGAAAACGAGGACAUCAGACUCGCUGGUUCUUCAGUGCAGUAGCCAUGACCUUCCACCUCCUCUGAUCAGCCAAUCCCUUGAGCUCUCAGAUUAGGUGAAAAACCUCACCUCUGGUGAAUCCCAGGGGACCCUCAAGGAUCCCAAGCCUUGAGAGAUUACUACAGCCAGAUGGCCUGCAGUCCCCUUUGGGGGCCAAAGUUUCCCAAAGUUUUCAUGUGGGCAGAUGCUGCAGUCAAAAACUAGGCGUGCUUUCCGGCAGUGCGCUCACCAGACAAAAAUCCGUAUAUGUAAAUCCCAUGUUAAUUUAUUAAAUUUCAGUUGGAAAGCAAGGCAUUGUAUAUGAUGAAAUAUAUGUAGAGAGAGAGUCAUUCUGUCCAGUGUGCAAACUGGAAGGCCAUUGAGAUAGUUGGGUUAAGAAGACUGGAUGAGGCACAGAAGACUAUCGGUAUCUGUGCAAUUACAUAAAUAUUAAAUUAUGUUUUUGAAGUCCAAUUUCCUUCCUGGAGUUCAGAUUUCAUGCGCUAUUGCUAUGUACUUUAUAUACCCAAGGACAUCGCCUCAGGGUUGCAAGCUCUUUAAGGAAAUUUUAUGCAUAUAUCCAUGUAUUGUGUAGAAGAAUAAAAACUGACUUCACUCGA